AUGUCUAACCAAGAAACCUAUGAAUUUCAAGCUGAGAUUACUCAAUUGAUGAGUUUAAUCAUCAAUACAGUUUAUUCUAACAAAGAAAUUUUCUUAAGAGAGUUGAUUUCUAAUGCAUCCGAUGCUCUUGACAAGAUUAGAUACCAAUCUUUGUCUGAUUCUAAGGUUCUAGAAACCGAACCAGAGCUAUUUAUCAGAAUUACCCCAAGACCAGAAGAGAAGGUGAUUGAAAUCAGGGAUUCUGGUAUUGGUAUGACCAAGGCAGAAUUGAUCAACAACUUAGGUACUAUUGCUAAGUCUGGUACUAAGGCAUUUAUGGAAGCUUUAUCUGCUGGUGCAGAUGUUUCUAUGAUUGGUCAAUUCGGUGUUGGUUUCUACUCUUUGUUUUUGGUCGCUGACAGAGUCCAAGUUAUUUCUAAGCACAACGAUGACGAACAAUACAUCUGGGAAUCCAAUGCUGGUGGGUCAUUUACCGUUACAUUGGAUGAGACCAACGAAAAGAUCGGCAGGGGUACUAUUUUGCGACUAUUCUUGAAGGAGGACCAAUUGGAAUACUUGGAAGAGAAGAGAAUCAAGGAAGUUGUAAAGAGACACUCUGAAUUCGUUUCCUACCCAAUCCAAUUGAUGGUUACCAAGGAAGUUGAAAAGGAAGUUCCAGUUGCCGACGAGGCCAAGGACGAGGACAAGGAAGAAGAAAAAGAUGAAGACAAGAAGCCAAAGUUGGAAGAAGUCGAUGAGGACGAAGAAUCUAAGGAAGAAAAGCCAAAGACUGAAAAGAUCAAGGAAACCGUAAAGGAACUAGAAGAGUUGAACAAGACCAAGCCUUUGUGGACUAGGAAUCCAUCUGAGGUUACCCAAGAUGAGUACAACGCUUUCUACAAGUCUAUUUCUAACGACUGGGAAGACCCAUUGGCCGUCAAGCACUUUUCCGUUGAAGGUCAAUUGGAAUUCAGAGCUAUCUUGUUCAUUCCAAAGAGAGCUCCAUUCGAUUUGUUCGAAUCCAAGAAGAAGAAGAACAACAUCAAGUUGUAUGUCCGUCGUGUCUUUAUCACUGACGAGGCUGAAGAGUUGAUUCCAGAAUGGUUGUCAUUCGUCAAGGGUGUUGUGGACUCCGAGGACUUGCCAUUGAACUUGUCCAGAGAAAUGUUGCAACAAAACAAGAUCAUGAAGGUCAUCAAGAAGAACAUUGUCAAGAAGUUAAUUGAAGCCUUCAACGAGAUUGCUGAAGACUCUGAGCAAUUCGAGAAGUUCUACUCCGCUUUCGCUAAGAACAUUAAGUUGGGUAUUCACGAAGACACUCAAAACAGAGCUGCUUUGGCUAAGUUGUUGAGAUACAACUCCACCGAAUCAACUGAUGAACAAACUUCUUUGGCUGAUUACGUUACUAGAAUGCAAGAGCACCAAAAGAACAUUUACUUCAUCACAGGUGAAUCUAUUAAGGCUGUUGAAAAGUCUCCAUUCUUGGACGCUUUGAAGGCUAAGAAGUUCGAGGUAUUGUUCUUGGUUGACCCAAUUGACGAAUACGCUUUCCAACAAUUGAAGGAGUUCGAGGGUAAGCAAUUGGUCGACAUCACCAAGGACUUCGAAUUGGAAGAGACUGAAGAAGAGAAGGCUCAAAGAGAACAAGAAAUCAAGGAAUUCGAGCCAUUGACCGUUGCCUUGAAGGAAGUUUUGGGUGACCAUGUCGAAAAGGUUGUUGUAUCAUACAAGUUGGUUGAUGCACCAGCUGCUAUUAGAACUGGUCAAUUCGGUUGGUCCGCAAACAUGGAGAGAAUCAUGAAGGCACAAGCUUUGAGAGACUCUUCUAUGUCUUCUUACAUGGCUUCCAAGAAGAUCUUCGAAAUCUCUCCAAAGUCAGCUAUCAUCAAGGAGUUGAAGAAGAGAGUUGAAGACAACGGUGCCCAAGACAGAACCGUUAAGGACUUGACCACCUUGUUGUACGAAACCGCUUUGUUGACUUCUGGUUUCACUUUGGAAGAACCAGUUUCUUUCGCUACCAGAAUCAACAGAUUGAUUUCCCUAGGAUUGAACAUUGACGAAGAUGUCACUGAAAGUGCUGAAGGUGCUGAAGCAACCGAAGGUAAUGCUGACGCUCCAGUUGAGGAGGCUGCUCCAGAAACUGAAAUGGAAGAAGUUGACUAA
Molecule: messenger RNA, 2142 nt
Organism: Eremothecium sinecaudum
Lineage: Eukaryota; Fungi; Ascomycota; Saccharomycetes; Saccharomycetales; Saccharomycetaceae
Product: HER137Wp
Exons: 1
Coding region: 1-2142 (713 amino acids)
Biological process (GO): cellular response to heat; protein folding; protein stabilization
Cellular component (GO): protein-containing complex; perinuclear region of cytoplasm; plasma membrane
Molecular function (GO): ATP-dependent protein folding chaperone; ATP binding; ATP hydrolysis activity
Source: RefSeq, a predicted model, not a curated record